Salvia splendens (bonfire salvia) is the source of this 5357-nucleotide messenger RNA. Its product is annotated as integrator complex subunit 3. The transcript has 2 exons. The record is from RefSeq and is a predicted model, not a curated record. The coding region runs from base 316 to 1752 and encodes 478 amino acids. Lineage: Eukaryota; Viridiplantae; Streptophyta; Magnoliopsida; Lamiales; Lamiaceae. Gene Ontology annotation, cellular component: cytoplasm.
AAAAUAUAAAACGUGCACAGUAGGCAGCGCUUCAUUCUCUUCUUCUUCAUAGCAAAGCGGCGGAGGAAAAGGCACAAAUCACCACGGCCUUCCGCCGCCUUCCCGAUUUAUAGCUCCGUCCAGCUUCGAAAGCUACUACUCUCUUCUUCUUCAUAACAAGAGCGGCGGAGGAAAGCAACUCAACCUGACGUCUCUGCAGUCAUCUCCUCGCCUUCUGCCCACCAACUGCUUGAUAGAUUGUUCCAAUGAAAAGAAACAUGCCUAAAUUACUGGCUACUAAGAUGGUUGCUUAGAUUCUUCACUUACUACGACCAGAUGGCGUCAAAAUUAACGGUAAGACCGCCUUACGAGGCGGAGAGCUCGCUCGAGAUCACACUACGCCAGGCAUUCUAUUGUCUCGAGCCUCAGCUUAGGCCCCCUUUUCCUCUCACCAUCCCAACUCAAGAACAGUACUCGCUGCUCAACAAAGCCAUUAUCUACGCUAUCUUAUCCGAACCCCACCUCCGUAAAAUCCACAUUAAGCAUUUACACGGUGUUAUCACUGAUGGAUACGGCUACUUCACCAGCAUUCUUGCUAUAAUUGUGAAUGAAAUAUAUGGGAAGUUGGUCGAUUCUGCAAAAAGGCAGCUUCUUUGGAUUACCCGUGAGAUGGUUGAUGUGGCAGCGGUUGGGUUUACUGAUUUACUAGGUAGCCUUCUGCGGCAGAUUGUUGCUGGGGAUUCUAGUGAGGAUAAUCUGUGGUUGUGUAACGAAAUGGUCACUCUUUUCUCCUGCAAAUGGGAUUGCCUUCUUCAAGAAGGCUCUUCGGGUUUGACUGCUGCUUUGUAUGUGUUUCUGAGGUUGCUGUCUGAUCACUGCAGGGUAUCGAUAUCGAAUGCUCCAAAGUUUGAAUCUUUAAUCAAAUUGGAGAAGGAUUUUUGUGUGAAGAUGUUAAGGGAGAAAUUCGGCUUGUGUUUGAGGAUUGGGAGGGAUCUUGUUAGGCUUUUGCAGGAUUUGGUUCAUGUUCCGGAGUUUCGGGCCAUAUGGAGGGACUUGUUGUAUGCCCCUAGCGUUUUUGGAGUUGAUGAGUUUUUGGAUAUAUCAAUGCUGUAUUAUACAAUGACUCCAAAAUGGUUUUUUUUGCUUAGGGUGAGUCCACAAAUGGAGUCUCAGUUGAGGUUUCUGCUGACUCAUGUGGAACAUGGUAGCCAAUUGAGGUAUCAGGAUUGGUUUACAAAGAAGUUUCUUAGUACACCUGAGAAAAAUGCAGUCUUGAUUGAUUUAGUGAGGUUUAUAUGCUGUGCUCACCAUCCAUCUAAUGAUAUUAUUCAUUCAGAUAUCAUCCAAAGAUGGGCUGUGAUAGGUUGGCUACUGAAGUCCAGCAUGAAAAACUACAUUACAGCAAAUAUGAAGCUUGCGUUAUUUUACGAUUGGCUGUUUUUCAAUGAGAAGUUAGAUACUGUUAUGGAUAUCGAGCCUGCACUUUUGUUGAUGGUGCAUUCUAUCCCUGAAUAUAUUGACAUUACAAAUUCUCUGCUUGAGUUUCUCUUUCUUUUAUUGGAUAAUUAUGAUCUUGAGAGGAAGGAGAUUGUGCUUCGUGGAGUAUCAACUUCUUUGCAUACACUUGUUAGGAAAGGCGUUGUUCAGUCGUUAGAAGUGUUAACUAGAUGUGAUAAGCUUUCUCCGAAUCUUAAGGAAAGACUUGCAGAAUUGCUCUCGGGGUGUUCUGGCUUUGUAGAUAAUUCCAGAAUACCAACUUCUCAGAUGCUGUAGUCUGCCUUCGUUUUUCUUCAUCUGGAGUGCCAAACAUCGUUAACCGGCCUUCACAAGAAGCUCUUUUUAGCAGUUGAGGUAGAACUACUAUUUAACAGUAUCAGCGGUUUAUUUAUCCGGUACUUGUACUUGGCUGUUGGCACAAACAUCUGCUGCAUUUCUCUGUGAGCCUGUAGUUGGAGACCUUAACUUUGAAUACAAGUUUCCGGAUCGGAGAGGUUCAGGACAUGACUGAUAAUUGUAAUACUCUUUGAUUCUUUUUUGUGACUCUCUGUUUCACUUCUAUGGUUCCAAUAGAAUCAAAUUAUUCUGAUGAAAAACUAUGUCUGUUUCUAAAAUGAAAUUAUUGCUCUGUGAAUUGUUAGGCCUUCGUUUGCUGGAAUGUGGUUGCAAGUUUACUUAUGACAUACCAGAUUAAAGCCUUAAUUUACUUCCUAUUACUCCAAAGAUUAAUAAGAAACUAUUAGCUGAUUGGAUUGACAACUUUUUAUUUUUUAAAAUAGGAUCAAUAAUUGUUCCCUAUCUACCCCAUGAUGACGUGAACCCCUAACCUAUUAGAUAGAGGAGAAUCAUCUUACUAACUAAGCUGCGCUUUAUCGUCACUUUCAUCACUUUUGGGUUGACGACUUGACUUCUCAGAUCUUCUACUUUGUCUAUGUACUUCAAAUUUGACUGGAUUGUACUAGGUGAUGAUGAAUUCUUUAAUUAUUUCCACUGUCCAAACAAAAAUAAUAAAGAAAAUAGAAUGGAUAAAUUAGAGGACAGAGGCAAGAAUAAGGUGAGAAAAUAAAGUGUGAAGUGAGUGUAAAAAGAAUAGCUGCUUUAAUGAUUCUUCAUAUCUUCUUCUGUCAUGAAAUUGAACAAGACUUCACCUUAUUUUAAGCAUUAUUUUCUGUCUUUUUUUCCUCUUUCCAACUGCCUCAAGUUUUAGAUAUUCGUCGCUUAGUAGUCAACUCUAAUGUAUCAGUUUGAGGCUUAAAUUUUGGAACUGCAUAUGUAUGAAUGUUGAGAGUUACUGUUUUUCGAGAGCUUUGGAGAUCCACUGUUCUCGGGUUUUCAGCAGGCUUCACCAUGGAAGGCUACAUGUUCAUCAAUCUAACUGUGUGUAUCAUAGCUCCGGUAUGAGUUUCAAGGUGAUUUUUGAAUCUAUUUCUUGAUUUCAUCUUUGGUAUUUCAAGAUUUUCUGUUUUUAUGUAAGAUGUAUAUGACACUCUUAAUCCUAACAGACUUUGCAUGUGAAAACUCAAAAGUUAGACAUUCUUGAAUGUCUAAUUUAUAAUCGAAUGACACCAGGGGCAUAUAGUCUGUUGUCUGUCACUGGGGAUUUUAAUCAGGUAUGUGGGUCCAAAUCCAAUCUACAAAAAUAAAGAGUUUUUGCUUAGCUUUUAAAUCAUGAUACUGUUUUAACAGUAUAUGCAAUAAUUUGAGGCAAGCUCACAGAAAAGGGCAUGCUUCACUGCCUUCUCCAUUACAUAUCAGCAGCUCAGAAAAAACCGCCCAUUCUGUUUCGUGCUUUUUAAUUUACACAAUGAAGAGCUCUGGAGAUUUAGCUGUCUUCUACUAUAGACUCCAACACGCUGUGUAUGCCUACAUAUCACCAUAAAUUAGAACAAGGGAACAUUCAAGAGCUAAAACAUUGAGUUUCUCGUAUUUCUUCUGACUGGAGAGGUGCUUAUUUUGUUUACGUUUUCAUAUAUGUCAACUGUGCAUUAUAUAACUUGCGGUCCUUCUCACCCUAAUACCGCUGCUACCUGUAUCAACGUUGCGGACGUCCAGGAAAUGUCCAUGUUGCCCUUGGAAAAAAAAACCAUUGGAGGAUUUCAUAGUGAGAGGAGGAUUUCACAGUAAAUGAUGGAAAUGUUGUAUUUGCUCUCGAAGUGACUGGAUUUCUUGCAUUAUCUCAGCCUGAUUUUCAAGGAUUAAUCUCAUGACGCUCGACAUUCCCAUCUGCAAAAUCAUCUCCAAACUUGAAAAACCUGCUGCACGUGCAAAUAAAGGAACACAAGGAACAUACAUACCUCUUGCACGUGGAAUUGCCUAAGUAUCUCUAAGUGAAGAUUUUGCAUAUCUCCGUGAAUAGAUUCUCGAAAUGAAGCUAGAGUUUCUUCAUCUACUGAAGAAUUUGGCUGUAAAGAAAUCUGGUGUAACGUCUGAUCAUCUCCUCCCUGCCACCAAGUCAUAUAUAUGAAACAUAUUGAAUUCAUGUGUAAUCCUUAAAAUGAUGAAUUGUUACUUACAUUUGGAGUGGUUGGUGUUGGUGGUUGAGAGUUUGACAAGAGGUUAUUGAGAAUGUCUUCCCUAGUUUCUGAUCCGGUUUUCUUGGAUUUAGGCGAGGCAUAAGGGGAGGAUCUUGGUUCACUGGUAGGAGUACUAUUUUCUUGGCCGUUGAUGCUUUUGGUAAGUACAGAAGACAAAACAGCUUCUGAAGUUUCUUUGGCGCGAAGACUAGGCAUCAGGCUAGGCUUUGCGAAACGAGAAGUUGCUGUUUUGGUGGAAUGACGCCGGUGGAUGAAUUUCUCUAGUGCUCUCUCACCUCCCCACCCUUUGCGUGGACCACCACUGCUAUUACGUGCGGCUGCCAGGUUAGAAGUCGAUUCUGACAACCUAUUCUCAACCUGCAACAUACGAGGAUUAUCUAUUUUCGAAAAGCUAACUUAAACAAGAAAAUGAAAGAAAAGAUAGGGAUAUAAACCUGUUUGGAUAAUGUUGUGUUGGAAAUUGGAUUCUCAUGGCUGGCUGCUUCCUCUGAAAGGCCAAAUCUUCGAGAAGGUAUAAGACGAUCGAUAUUUUUCUCCGGAGAAUCAUGACUCUCCCAUAAUAUAUCAAAAGAGGGUGUAAGUGGUUGAACUUCAGCAAUGGGAGAAAACACCUCCAUAUCAUCCAUAACAUUAUUAUGUGGUGCAUGCAAUCUUGCCAGAGUUGGAUUCAUUAACAAGCCGCUCAAACGAGGUUGUUCUGAACUCAUAAAGCCCGAUGUAGUAGAUGGAAGCGGGUCAGGCAUAAUGAUAAAAUCCCCUAAAUCACCAGCAAGAAGAACCGUCUCAUCUGUGCAAUUGCUUUUGUUGAAGGUUACAGGUUUUGACCUCUGCCAGCAAAUACUCGUGAUGGCCUGAUGCUGGUGCACGUUUGGAUCGUUAAGAAAACCUCAGAGAAAUGGAUGUAUAAAAGUUGCAAUAAUACUCUUAUGAAUCAAUCACACCUCAUAGGCAUCUACAACAGAUAGUGGUUGAGGCUUUGCCCGAACAUCAUAGAGUACAACCUGACCGGUGGUCGUAGCUGCUGCUAUGCUUAGUCCAUCAUCAGAGUAUGCUAAUGAACAAAACGGAGCCACAUGAUGUAUGCAAGAGGAUGGCUUCUUUGACCACCCUGUGUCAAAAGUGUAUAACUUCAUAUCUAGACCAACGCUACCAAUUAUCUGUCAUCACAGCCAUGUUCUUAGAGGCGAACAAUAGUCUCACUUGUGAAUAUUCGACACAGAUAUACCUUGUCGUUGGUUGGUGAAAAUGCAACUCCCGUAGCCGGUGCAGUGUGCUGCUUCCACCAAGAAACCUGUAAUUUGCGAACAAGAAAUUGAGUUUGGAAAAAAAAGAAGAAGAUUCCUUAAA